GUUAGGAGUUUGGCACCACUGGUGCCACACGUACAGAAUGGAGUUUCUGUAAGGCAUGGCAGACAGGACCACAGCUCUGCAGACGACCUGCAGCGUGGGCAGAACCGCACACCUGAGGUCAAAGUUGAGCCUGUCAGAGUUGAUCCAGAAAUAAUGGCUUACGUUGAAAAACUACAUGGCAAAGAGCUGGACAGGAUAAUGGGGAAUGAGGUUUCCAUUACAGAGCAUAAAGGUCAUGUGACCUUUCAACUAUUGGACCAAACCAAAAGUGCCUUUCACGCACAGUUUGCUCGUGAGAAAUUUAUAACGUUUUACCAGAAGAUCGCCACUGAUCUGCAAAAAAGAACCUUUCAGAGAGAUGUCACUGUACUGCAGCAUCUCAGGAACCCUCCUUUGCCCCUGCACAUCCUCAGCGAUGAUCCACGUACUGUUACUCUGAUGGGGAGCUUCCUUAGCCUGGGGAGAUUUGAGGAGGCUCUAAAAGGUACCUCCUCAAGGCCUGCCCAGGGUGUGUAUCCUGCACGGAGAGAUAGCGUCAAAACAUCGAGCGUCUCUGUCCAGAAGGACCAGAAACCAGAGAAAGAACAAACAUGUCCCAUUUGCCUGGACACACUGGUGAAGUCAGAGACUGAGAUUCUGUCUAAAUGUAAACACGCGUUCUGUCGAGGCUGCUUGAAAACUGCGUUUGACAUAAAGCCAGCCUGUCCAAUCUGUGGGGUUUUGUAUGGAAAACUCAAAGGCACACAACCAGAGGGUGGAACCAUGCAUGUGAUGAGGAGCCCAUCCUCCUUACCAGGCUAUGGGGGAUACGGAACCAUCACAAUCUACUAUGACAUCCCCAGUGGAAUUCAAGGGGAGGAGCACCCAAAUCCCGGACAGACUUACACGGGUACCAGACGCACGGCUUACCUCCCAGACUCGAAAGAGGGCAACAAAGUGCUGAAACUUCUCGCGCAAGCCUUCGACCAAAGACUCGUUUUCACCAUCGGCCGAUCUUCGACUACUGGCCACAACAACGCGGUGACAUGGAACGACAUUCACCACAAAACGUCCCAACACGGUGGACCCACGUAUUACGGCUACCCGGAUCCAGACUAUCUUCAGCGGGUACAAGGAGAGCUUAAAGUCAAAGGCAUUUACUGA
Molecule: messenger RNA, 1143 nt
Organism: Chanos chanos (milkfish)
Lineage: Eukaryota; Metazoa; Chordata; Actinopteri; Gonorynchiformes; Chanidae
Product: probable E3 ubiquitin-protein ligase DTX3
Exons: 3
Coding region: 154-1143 (329 amino acids)
Biological process (GO): Notch signaling pathway; protein ubiquitination
Source: RefSeq, a predicted model, not a curated record